Molecule: messenger RNA, 1515 nt
Organism: Fonsecaea pedrosoi CBS 271.37
Lineage: Eukaryota; Fungi; Ascomycota; Eurotiomycetes; Chaetothyriales; Herpotrichiellaceae
Exons: 4
Coding region: 1-1515 (504 amino acids)
Biological process (GO): transmembrane transport
Molecular function (GO): transmembrane transporter activity
Source: RefSeq, a predicted model, not a curated record
AUGACUGCGAUAGAGAAGCCCCAAGUGGCGACCGUUGAGAGCACGAGCAGCUCAGACAUUGUCAAGGACGAUGUACGUGCCAAUUCAGGGGAGUCUGUCAUAUAUCGUGACAGCCAUGGCCUUCCGCUUGUGCCACAGCCCUCAGAAGAUCCUUUGGAUCCAUUGAAUUGGAAACUUUGGGUCAAGUGGGUUGUCCUUGCUGAGAUUUCUCUUCUGUCAUUCCUGGCACUAUUGAGCGCAUCAUUGAUAACCCCGGCUUUUGUACCUCUCUCGCAUUUCCUCCAUAGAGGCCUCGUGCAAACAGCCUUCGUGACCAGCACCUUCAUUGCAUGUGUAGGAGUGUCUACGAUCGUGUGGAACCCAAUAUCUAAUGUUUACGGACGACGACCUGUGUACAUCAUCACCGUUGCGAUAAGCAUAGCAAUGUCUGUGGCAUCGGGAAAAUCAGAGAAUUUCAGACAAAUUCUGACAUUCCGCGCCCUCAACGGAUUCUUCGGGGGCGUUCCGCUAGGACUAGGCAGUGCCACUGUCUGCGAUCUGUUCUUUACACACGAAAGAGGGUUCUAUAUGGGAAUAUACACUGUCUCGUUCAUCCUCGGAGGCCACGUUGCUCCAAUCAUCGGCGGCUACAUUGAGAAGGACUUGACAUGGCACUGGUGCUUCUACAUCCCGGCGAUACUCACAGCGGCUGUCCUCGUCCUAUUUACCCUCACCGUGCCAGAAACGCUCUACUCCCGCGCGGCUGAAGCGCUUGCGCGACCUCGACGGACCUGGAUGCAAAAUAUGCUGAUGCAAGGCAAGGCUCAUCCUAUGCGGCGUCUGCGCAUCAUCGACUUCUUUCGACCGAUUCAGAUGCUGCAAUACCCGAGUGUGCUUCUUCCCACAAUUUCCUAUGCAGUGUCCUUUGCGUAUGGCAGUAUCCUCUUCAUAAUCACCAGUGCAAACCUCUUCGGCAAAAUCUACCACUUCAAACCCCAGCAGACUGGACUCUUGCUCGGAGUUCCCAUCACGGUUGGGAGCAUCAUUGGCGAGGUAAUGUCAGGCGGCUUCUCCGAUUGGGUGAGUGAGAGGAGGGCAAUAAGAAGAGGUGGUGAACGAAAGCCCGAAGAUAGACUGCUGGCGGUACUUCCCGCCUUCAUACUCACACCGAUUGGCAUCAUCAUCGAAGGUGUCUGCCUCGAGCGGGAAAUACACUGGAUCGGCGUGGCAUUUGGAAUCGCCAUCGCCAGUGUUGGGUUACAGAUUUCCACCACCGUCGUCUACACGUAUACCGCAGAGUGCUACAAACCACAAUCGCCUGAGAUUGGCUCGCUGCUGAACUUUGCGAGACAGAUCUUCUCCUUCGCCAUGGGCUUCUAUGCAAUCCCUUGGGCUGAAGAGUCCGGCGUGCUGAACGCGUGGGUCGCAAUGGCAUUCAUUGAUGUGGCUUUCUUCCUGCCGCUUCUCCUGUUGUUCUUCAGGGGAGAAGACUGGCGGAUGAAGCUAGGAGAACCCAAGUUCCAUAGAGAUCUGUAA